This is a messenger RNA of Etheostoma cragini (Arkansas darter), 2187 nucleotides long. It is a transcript of the gene crfb1, whose product is annotated as cytokine receptor family member b1. The transcript has 8 exons. The record is from RefSeq and is a predicted model, not a curated record. The coding region runs from base 157 to 1734 and encodes 525 amino acids. Gene Ontology annotation, molecular function: protein binding. Lineage: Eukaryota; Metazoa; Chordata; Actinopteri; Perciformes; Percidae.
CUUCUUGUUUGAGGUUAUUGUGACACAGCUACGUAAGAUUUUUCGCUUUUGAUUCUCGGGCAUUGAAACAACUGUCAGAAGCGCUGUGUGUCGUAACCAUGCAGUCUACGGAGGGUGAGACACACACACUACCUGGUGCCUCAUGACUUCGACAGGAUGAACUGUUUGCCUCUUGUUCCUUAUCUCAUAUUAUUGCUUGAUUCCGUGCUCGGUUCCCUUCUUGCUCCGGUCAAUCUUUCCAUCAACUCUGUCAACUUCCACCAUGUGCUGCGUUGGGAUCCUGGACCCGGCACGCCACCGGGAACGUUGUACUAUAUCAUCAAGAGGGUGAACAAAAGUAAACGAAUGCAGUGUACUAACGGAACAUCAGUGAAGAUAAGGCUUCCGCACAACGUUAAGUAUACCUUGACUGUCCAGGCGUCCUACAACCAAAGCGAGUCUCCACAGUCCAGCAAACUCUACUUUACCCCUUCAAGAGACACCCUUAUAGGUCCUCCAGAAGUCUCCCUGACUGGAGGUGGAACGUACAUCCUAAUCAACAUUUCACUCCCUGUGUCCCAAAAAAUCAUGAGUCAAGGAGAUUUGUAUCCUAAAUAUGAAGUCUUUUGGAAGAAACCUAAUACAGCUGAGGCGUCCAUUGUAACAGGAGACAGCCUUUUUAAUCUGACCAACCUACAGAUUAGUACAGAGUACUGUGUAAAGGUGCACCCAAAGAUUACUGGGAACGAACACACCAAUACCUCCGCUUGGAAAUGUGCCUUCACUAGCAUCGUGGAACCAAGAGAACCUGUUGUAGGUGCAGUUGCUGCUUCUCUGAUUUUGGCAUUCAGUGUCCUGAUGAGCUCCCUGUUUUGCCUCCACUACACUGGAUUCCUUUGUAAACUGAAUGCUCUGCCCAGAGUACUACAUGAUGCUGUGAACCCGGGCUGCACCCUGACACCAGAGGAAACAACCCCUGACAAUAUCUCCAUCAGCGCAGGGGGGGAGAAACCGAGAAAGCUCAACAAUCCCAGAACUCCACAACCUGCCACCAGGGACAGUAACUCGGAUGAGGAGGAGGAAGUGGAGGAAGAGGAAGAGGAACACGUCUACAUGGACAGAGAUGUAGAGCUUUCCUCAGAUGAAAGUCCCUGCAAAAGCUCCGUGGAUGUGUCAGGGAACAGCAAGGCGGCUGCACCAGGGGGCUCUGGGAGUUUGACAGGAGAGACAGAGGUGCUGGACACCACGUUGGACGUUGAGGUCUCACAUGGGUGCCUUGAUCCAAACGAGGACAAAGCUGAACGAGGGAAGGUUUCUGUCCUGCCUGAGGUUUCUCUCAUGCCUGAGGUACAUGUCACAGUUGAAGAAGAUGAGGUUAAGGAGAUAGUUUAUGAGAGCUCAGGCAACAUAAAUCUGUUCUCAGUCACCCUCGCUGCACUGGCUGUAUGUGAAGAAGGGGAGGAGGAGGAGGAGGAGGAGGAGGAGAAUACAGGAGAUUCUCCCGCCGACUUCUUCUCCGAUGGGGAGCCCCUACUGCCCGCAGGCUCAAAAAGGACUUUGACCCACAGAGACUCCCAAACUGAGUCAGAUGAUCAGACAACUGUGGCAUUAAUGCUGCACACUCAAGACUUCACUGCGACUGGGUCUGAAGGUAGACAUGCACACAGUCUUUCCUGUGAUGGUGAGCAUGAAGAGACACAGGAGGAGGAGGAGGAGGAGGAGGAGGAAUUCUCCGGAUAUAUGAGACACACAUGACAAGUUGCUAUGACGUGUCUUACAGUAUGUGUAUAAAUGGCAUUAAUGAAUUUUUUUCCCAGCAAGUAAGUUACAUUCUUUAAAAUAACUUAAAUAUUUAAAUGAAAGUUUGGUGCCCUGAUUUCUUAAUAUUAAGAUAAAGCAAGGACACAAGACAUGAAUACAUUUCUCCUGAAGCUACAACGUCAUGGUAGCCACCCGCAUUUCACAGUUUUUAAAGGGAUCGUGAACUCCUUGGAAUUACCAGUUUGUUACUUGUAAAUAGCGUUCUUAUAGACAUCCAAGUCCUCACUGAACGUUUUCUAAGAGCGCCGUUAUAAAGGUCUUCGUAACACGGAACCGCCUAAAGCCACACAAGUAAAGAUACCUCACCUUAGCCAAAGCCAAUUGGAUGAAAAGAAUGUUAUAUGAUUGUAUUUCCCAGCAGAGAUUUUGGUCUGUCGUAGUAGGAAA